Leopardus geoffroyi (Geoffroy's cat) is the source of this 3314-nucleotide messenger RNA. RefSeq names its product family with sequence similarity 136 member A (gene TIMCC). The coding region runs from base 86 to 502 and encodes 138 amino acids. Gene Ontology annotation, cellular component: cytoplasm. The transcript is spliced from 5 exons. Lineage: Eukaryota; Metazoa; Chordata; Mammalia; Carnivora; Felidae. The record is from RefSeq and is a predicted model, not a curated record.
GGGAAGAGCGACAGUGACCCUGGAAGAGGCGGCGAGGAGGCGGGUCUGAGCGCCGGAGUCCAUGUGGGUGUAGCGCGGGGUCGCCAUGGCGGAGCUGCAGCAGCUGCGGGUGCAGGAGGCAGUGGACUCCAUGGUGAAGAGUCUGGAGAGAGAGAACAUCCGGAAGAUGCAGGGCCUCAUGUUCCGGUGCAGUGCCAACUGUUGUGAAGACAGCCAGGCGUCCAUGCAGCAGGUGCACCAGUGCAUUGAACGCUGCCAUGCACCUCUGGCCCAAGCCCAGGCCCUGGUGACCACUGAGCUGGAGAAGUUCCAGGACCGCCUGGCCCGGUGUACCAUGCAUUGCAAUGACAAAGCCAAAGAUUCAAUAGAUGCGGGAAGUAAAGAGCUUCAGGUGAAGCGGCAGCUGGAGAGCUGUGUGACCAAGUGUGUGGAUGACCACAUGCACCUCAUCCCGACCAUGACCAAGAAGAUGAAGGAGUCUCUCUUGUCCAUUGGGAAAUAGAAGUCUUUGCAACUGGCCAUCUGGGCUGACAGCGGGAAUCUGUUUAAAAAGAGAAAUGGGAGUUUUGGUCUUUAAAAUGAAGUUUAUGAAGAAAUUAAGGAUGGCAGCAAGUUUGGGGCAUGUGUCACUUGCCUCUGGACACUGGUUCCUUUAUGUUUCAACCCUGGAAAGUGAAAUGAAAAAAAACUGGUGCUAAAAUUUGGGUCGGAGACAGCACAGGAGAGUUUUUGAUAACCUAAAUUUCACAUGCUUGUCCUGGCACUAGGGAUCUCCCUUGUACUAAGCCAGAGCCCUCCAAGGUACCAGAUUCUCUUUAGCAUACAGGUACCAACAGGCUGGCAGGUUCCUGUAACCUUUCUGUGAUCUGAUGGUAUGAGCAGAGGUGUUUCUGUUUGUUGCCAACCUCCUGUUCACCAGAAGGGUCACUAAAUCGUUUUCCGUAGGCUGUAAAACAAAGUCCGUGAGGUCACUAAUUUAGAAGGGAAAAAAGGUUUCGGAGUCUUUGUUUUGCUUGGUUUUAUUUUAUAUACAAGGGCAUGAAGUUGACUUAAGAUGUGGCAUUGGGAAAGGUAGUUUGGAUAAGAACUUUGAACAGUUCUUAUGGAUAUCUGUUUCUGCCAAUGAAGAUGUGAAUAUGCAUUUCUCGAAAGAUGCAUUACGUCUUUCAGCUGGAAGACCCUGCAAAAACAUGAGAGGCGAUGUUACACUGGGUAUGGAGAGACCUUCCGUCUCACUGGCUGCCAUGGUGGGCCCUGAGACUGUCUGCAGCAGACAGGACAAUCUUACAGUGAUACUCUCCCUUGAAGGGAAGUGGGGGGGUUGAUUGCACUAUAUACCGGUAUCCAGGAAUGAACAUUGAAGGAGGAACUGUUGCCUUCUUAAUUAAGAGAAAUAUUAAGUGCUGGAUAUGGAAAAACAUGGUUUUUACAGAACAGAAUGGAAUGAAAUCCUAAACUCAGCAUUGCUUGUCUCUCCCCCUGAAAUAACAGAGCCAUAUCGAGACAAUCUCUUGGCAACAGGAAGGUCAAAGGAGAAAAAGUAAUCAACUCAGGGGUGAGCUGUGAUUCCUUUAAAGCAAAAGAGGGGCAAACCCCGCCCCUAUUACCAAAUACCACUUUUGCCUGGGGCCUUUACAGCAAGCAGUGUUCCUGCCCCAGCUCUAGCACCUUUUCAUUUUGAUAAGGACCUUAUUGUCUUUUUACCAUCUUAUUACUUAAAAUGAUAAUAUAGCCUGUGUUUGGUGUUUCAAGGCUGUGAUAUAUUUUCCUAGUGGUUCAGUUUUAAAAAAUAAAUAAGGUUUAGUUUUUCCUCCACUACUGUGUUUCUUGACAUAUAUCUGGGCAAUGAAUAUAUAACUUUCUUAGGAUGCUUCUCCUUGUAAUGUGAAAUAAGUUUCUUCAAAUAUCAUGAAGAGUGAAGAUUUGUUAUGAGUUAUGGUUCAAAUGCAGGACUGGUUCAUUGUAAAUGGGAGAAACUUUGAGGACAGGCACUAUGACGUAAAGUCCGUCAAUGUAAAAAGAAACUGUCUAUAAGGCUAAAAAAAGAAAUUCGAUAUGCAUUUCAGGUCUCUAGCUUCAACUUAACAGUAACAGCAAGAGGUAGAGGGGUAGUUAAGGAACCCUCUUGAGAAAAUGCAAUGUCUAGGAUUUUGAGUACCAAGAAUACAAACUAUGUGAUGAGUUUAACUAAGUCUUUACUAUCAUUAGUAUUAAAAUAGAUCCAUUCCUGAAAAUUAGGAAUGAAUUGAAUUUUGGACAAUCAUCCCCUCCCCUACUUGGAAUCACCAAGGCUUUACUAUUUUGGCCUAAGUCUUAUGUAACCCCAAUUUUAUUUAUCCAUAAAUGUGUAUUCCUCUGUUUUGGAUAACCUAACUGGGAGCAAGUCAGAGAUCACUUUUUACAUUUGAAUUGAUUUUUAAGUCAAGAGUGUCUCAGAGAUUACUCAUGUUUUUUAUAUAGGAGCAAGGUACAUUAAGUGGGGUUCUGGAGACAUUGUUACAAGAAUUGCAGGACUGUCAGGGAAUACACUUCCGCGCUAUAGAUUUAAAGUUCUUAGAAACUGAGGCCAAUCACCCAAGUUCUCUGGUGUCCAGAGGUCUCUAAUUGAUGUUACUGAACCCUAGGCUUACCAUGACAAUAUGUAGGAAUAUACGCCAAAGAAAUAUUAAGGGCCUGCUCCUCCAGAACCUAGAUUCACUUAGUAUAUUGAAGAAGAUAACCGAAACAAUGCACAAAGAAGGGGAUUAAGCGGUUUCGCCUAAAAGCUAGAGACUGAACCAUUAAGCCAAUCUUACACACGAGGAAACGGAAUUGAGACGCGAACUUGAGGCCCCACCCCUCACCCCUUCUUGGCCAAUCGCUGGCGACGCAACCGAAAGCUCGAGCCUGAUAGGCGAGUUAAGGCCUCCCCCUAAGCCGUAAGUAUCGCGAGGUAAAAUGUGAAAUCCGCCAACAAUGGAUUGGCUGACGGGAUUGGUGACGUCAGACGCAAAACGCCGGGCCUAACGCGGGAGCGUGAAGGACUCCACGAAUUCCGUUUGGAGGCAUCUUUGAGCUCGCCGAGUAAGCAUCAUGAGCAAAGCUCACCCUCCCGAGUUGAAGAAAUUUAUGGACAAGAAAUUAUCAUGUAAUUCGAGGAAAUAGUAUCAUCAUGUUAGAAGCCUUGGAACGAGUAUAAACAAUGGGUGUGUUCACCAGAAGAAACCAACUGCUUCCAUGUGUCCCCUUCAUAGCACCUGUUUUACUACAAUGUAAAAAUCAGGUCAUGCAUUUUCAUAUUGAACUUUUUUGUUAAAUAAACUUUUUUAAUAGUC